AUGAGUGGUGAUUUAGGCGCAAAUUUCCAAGAGAAUGAUUUUAUGAGCGGGCUCGAAGGGAUUUCAAACAUCGACCGAGAAACCCUAGACCAAGCCCAGCAGUUUUAUACUUAUUUUAAGCAGCAUGAUCCACAUUGAAGCGAAACCAAAGCAAACAACGUCAAAAGGUGCUCAAUUCUGGUAGCAUCGAAAUCUGUUAUUCUUCAUACAAUUGAUGGUGAAGAAAUCAAAGGAGAUAUGCUAAGCCUAUCUCAAAUAAUCCGUGCUUCUUCUAAUGUUGAUAUGCACUCCAUAGUACACCAACUCAAAGAGUUUGUUUCAAUUGUAAAAAUCCCUGACCCUCUGUUACAAGAUAUUCAAGGUCUAAUGAAGAAUUUUGCGAUUUCUUCGUUAAUUUAUAAAAAAUUCCAAGAAAAAUGAAAGCAGCUAUUUUUUUUUGUAUAGUUAAGGAUGAUUGUAAUAAUUUAUAGAGACCAAUUUUUUAGAAUAGAAUAGGCUUUGACUGUAUUUUUUUAUGGAAAAUAAAUAUCCCAAGGGAUAAAUUUUCAAGGAGAUGUUGAUCAUAUUCAUCAAAUUUUUCAAACAUCAUGGCUGCUAAUAAUUACAGCUAGAGCUUACUUAUUAAACCGAAGUGAAGAUAUUUUCCAAUGCGGAUGCUUAAUUAUUGGGGUAUUAAACUUAGUCAUUACGAAUUUACCUCAUUCAAUAACAACAAGCUUGAACACAGAAAUUUUGCCUAACCUUUGUUCGCUUUUUCAAGCACAAGUAGAGCAAGCCUUGCCGUGGCUGGAAAGCCUUAAUCGAUUUUUCGCAGAUUUAAAGGCAAAAGGAGUUGUUAAAGCUAAAGGUGAUAGCCAGACAAGGAUUUUCUCAGAAAAUGUGAUAAACUUCAAUAUCACAAGCUUAGGAAACUAUUAUCAGAAAUCAGUUCACCUCAAUGAUUUUGACGAAAGAGAUCUAUCAGGCCCUAGCACCAAAAUAGCAACACCUAUGAAAAAUCGAAUAGGUUUGACUCCAUUUACAAGGAGAGGAAUCAUUAAAAAAGGAAUCACUGGAAGAACUCUCCACUGGGACGAAAAUGAAAAAAAAAUCGACAUAAAUUCAAAUUUGCGUGAAAUUCCUGUCCCCACUUCGCCGUUUGUGAUACCACCAACUCCUAUGACUUCUGCUAUGGAAAUGAAUUCCUGGCUUUCUAAUGUGCUAGAUGAAAACUACGAAAAUGAGAUGGAAGAAAUUUGUGAAAGAAUCAGCCCAGGACUGAUUGAUGAAGUUGAGUCAAGAGUGGAUAGGCAAAGCCAUAUAAUAGAAGAACUAUUUGCAGAAAGAGGAGUUAUUAGCAUUAAUGGGAAUGACAGGGCUUUUAUUGCGCAAUAUUUCGAAGCAGCUGAAGGAUUAUUGGCACCUACGGCCCCAAAAAGAAAUCAUAAAGUGCAAGAAAUUAGAAAACUAUAUGAGUUCUUUUUAUUUAAAAUGGUAAAAGAGCAAGAAGAAAACAAAUCAGGCCCUGAAAAUGUCACAGAAAUAAUGAAAAAUGAUACAUUCCACCAAUCACUUUAUGCAUGUUGCUUAGAGUCAAUUUUAUACUCCUAUAAUGUCACUUCUAUUUCUUUCGAUGAAGUUUUGCUCUAUACUAAUGUGCUGCCUUUUGAGUUUUGGAAGCAAAUCAAUAAAUUUGGAACAAUUGAUAAAACUAUGCCACUGCAGCUGAAAAGGCACUUCAAAGAAAUCGAAGUAAAAAUUUUGUCCCAGCUGGCGUGGAGAGAAAAUAGCCCUGUUUAUAAAGUAAUUAAACAAGUAAUCGCAAAUGAUGGGUUAGCUGAUAUAAAACAUCAAUCAUUUGAUAUGUUUUUUAGAAGGUUUUUAAACCAAGCUGCCCAAAAGGUUUUAGAUAUAACAGCCUCACUGAAUCUAGUUGAAGAAGUUAAGGAAAAAAUUUGGAAAACAAUAAAAUUCUUGUUAAGUGAAAAAACCGAAAUUUUAAUAAACAGGCAUCUUGAUCAGCUUAUUUUGUGUACAAUCUAUGGGGUUUGCAAAUUAUCCGCAUGCCCAAUGGUCUUCAGAACUCUUGUAGAUAAAUAUAGCACUAUUUAUAACGAAGAAGAAGGACUGUUUAAUCAUGUUUAUAUUGAUUCUGAGCAUAAUGAAGAUAUCAUUAAAUUUUAUAACAAAAUUUAUUUGCCUGAAAUGAAAGAUUAUUUAAGAACCAAUUGCUUUAUGGAGAUACCCAGAAUUGGGCAACUCUGUCCAGAAAGCCCGCUAAGAGCAAGUAUCCCUACUCCUCAGUUUGUUCCGCCUACUUUAGGAGUCACUACAAUGAUUUCUCCUAUUAGAUCUCCUUAUCUAACUCCCAGAACUAAAACAUUGUUCGCCACACUUGAAUCUCCUGCACAAGACAAUAAAGGCGUCAGUCUUGUAAUUCCUCAAAAAUCAUCAAGAGAGCUUGAUUUCGACAGAAACGGGCCCACAAAGAAAUUAAAAGUUUUCGCCCAAAUUUUUGAUAAACCUGAAAGCGAAAGUCUUGCUAUGCCUUCUUUGAAAAAAGAAUAA
Molecule: messenger RNA, 2547 nt
Organism: Blepharisma stoltei
Lineage: Eukaryota; Ciliophora; Heterotrichea; Heterotrichida; Blepharismidae
Source: the annotation of a GenBank genome assembly